Drosophila subobscura is the source of this 5901-nucleotide messenger RNA. It is a transcript of the gene lbk, whose product is annotated as leucine-rich repeats and immunoglobulin-like domains protein 1. Bases 1069 to 5079 code for a protein of 1336 amino acids. The transcript has 9 exons. The record is from RefSeq and is a predicted model, not a curated record. Gene Ontology annotation, molecular function: protein binding. NCBI's taxonomy places the organism in Eukaryota, Metazoa, Arthropoda, Insecta, Diptera, Drosophilidae.
CCACACAUUUUUCUGCCGCGGACAACGUUGUGUCGAACCCGCGUCGGUCUUCGAUUUAAUUAAUGAGAAAGUCGGAAGAAUUAAGCCAAGUAAAUAAAAACAUAAAGUAACUGAUACCCAAGUGAAGAGGUUUCGGUGUGCUUAAGGCUAGAAUCAAGUAAAUAUUCGAAUAGCGAGUGCGUCGUACUCUCGGAAAUGAAUCCAGAGAGCGUGUGAGCAUAAAAUCUCGGCAAUAACAAAAAACAUACAUAUGCUUGUGGUUAUGAUUGAAAUGUACCUAAGAAUGGAUCUUAGGCGCUUGAUAAAUGAACAAGUUGAUUGUUAAGUGCAAAACUAAAGCUACAACAUUCUCGAAAACAAACAAAUAACAACAAAUAUCGUCAAAUCAGAAAUUCAUUCUCGUUACGUUCAGUGUUGUUGUCAAUGAGUGUGGCUGCGUUUGUGUGUGUGUAUGUAUGUGCAUGCCGCCACCGCAAUUGAAGAAAAAUACACCAAUACCAAGGCAGUGAAUAAAAAUACAUCAUAGCUGUGUGUGUCGGUGAGCAGCGGUGACGUCGCAGCCAGCAGGCAGUCGGGGGCAGCGCGCAACGCCAGCGUCAGCAUCGAACGUGUUAAAGUGACGAAUAAACAACCGAAGAAUCACAUCGCGCUAAAGCAGGAGAUAGACAAACAGAACGGUACAGACAGCCGAACAUUUGUACAUUUCUUUCACACAUACACCGACCCGACCCACUCGUAUGCAUAUGCAUACCCCGACGUAAUAGUUGCCGCCGCAGACAUUAAGGCUCUGCUCUGCCCUGUCUAUCCCACUCGCGCUCUUGUUUACACAAACGCCCACAUCCCGACACCAUCGCAAUCACCCGCAACCUCCAACCCCCCGUUGCGCUUAUAUUGUGAAUAGCGACGACGACAUCAUGCGUGGGAUCAUCCGGCAGCACUCGGAGAACCGAGGACGCUUCGCAACACUAGUCCGUGCCAGCGUCGCCGAGUGACAGCCGCAGGAAUAACGGCUCUUUGAAUGUGGCCAGACAUUUGGAAAUUGACGAAUUUAAUAAAAGCAACAACAAAAUGCACGUUUCGGCCAUAAAGAAUGGCGGCGAACAACAGCGGGAGAAUUGGAGUAGAUUUGAUAACAAUGCCACAAGCAGUGGCCGGGGCAGUGGCAGUGGCAGUCGGAAGUUCAUAUUGUCAGGCCUCGCUUCGCUGCUGCUGGGCACCAAGUGGCGACGACGCCGCAGACGGCGCAAACACAACGACAAUGCCAGCGACGACGUUGAAGCAGAAACAGCAACAGCAACAACGAAUCGCAAUAAUGAUAAUUGCAAUUAUUCUACAACCAAUGAUUUCAAUAAAAUCAAUAAAUUGCUGCUAAUUACGUACAUUCUACUGAUAACAGCGAGCACAAUUUGUCAAAGCUCCGCACAGGCGCCGGCAUCGUCGUCGGCAUCGGCGUUGGGGCCGCCGUCCGCAGCAUCCGCUGAUGGAAUGGGCGCGGCAUCGCCAUUGAGUGCCUUCCUAAAGUCGGGCGGUGCCUCCUACAAUAACAAGUUGCCGCAGCAACAGCUCUUUGCCAUGCUGGCCAAGAAUGCGGCUGGCGCUGGAGCGGGAGGAGGCGGCUACACCAAUCCAGGCCUGGCCUCGGCCCGCCAGCACUUCAUGUCGCUGCACGAGGACGAGUCCGACGGGGAUGUGGACGAUGAUGAUUUGGCCGCUCUGCAUGUCCCACUGGCGGCAUCGGCAACAUCCCCACAGCAAGUCUCCUCCAUUCAAUCCGCUUCGCUGGAGACAAACGGAUUCGUGGCUGACGAUGGCGGUCAGUACGAGCAGGCGGAGAAGGCGCUGGCAGCCGCCGCGGCAGCGUCCAACGCGAACCACAACAACAUCAACUGCCCCAAGGAGUGCAAGUGCCUGAAUAUCCUGUUCGACUGCGACAAGCUGCAUCUGGAGAGGGUGCCCGUCCUGCCCAACUACGUGCAGACUCUGCAUCUGGCGAACAACAAGCUGAAUGACACGACUGUGCUGGAGAUACGCAAUCUGUCGAAUUUGGUGAAGGUCACAUUGAAACGCAACCUGCUGGAGGUAAUACCAAAGUUUACGGGGCUGACUGGACUCAAGCACUUGAUAUUGGCAAACAAUCGCAUUCGCAGCAUCUCCAGCGAGGCUCUGGCCGUGCUGCCCAUGCUCAAGACUCUGGAUCUGUCCAGGAACCAAUUGCACAGCAUCGAGGCCAACUCAUUUCCCCAGUCCACGCGUCUGGCCCACUUAAUACUCAACUGGAAUGAGAUAGCCAAUGUGGAUGAGCACUCGUUUGCGGCAUUGAACAACCUGACGGACCUGGAGCUGAACAACAAUCGCUUGAGCAGCCUGCCGGUGGGCGUGUUCAAGAAUCUCAGCCGUUUAAAGAAGCUAGCUUUGAGCUACAAUCGUCUGGAGAUCAACUGGUCCACGUUUCGGGGUCUUUUGUCGCUGCAGAGGCUUCAGCUGAAGUCAAACCAAAUCCGAUCGCUGCAGGACGGCGUCUUCUAUGUCAUGCGGAACAUCGAGAGCAUCGAGCUGGAUCACAAUCAAAUCAGUUCGCUCUCCCGCCAGGGCUUGUUCAACCUGACGAAGCUGCACCACCUCUCGCUGUCGAACAACUCCAUCUCCCGCAUCGAGCUGGACACCUGGGAGUUUACCCAGUCGCUGGAGUCGCUCGAUCUCUCCCACAACUCCAUCAGCGAGUUCAAGCCGCAGCACUUGGACUGCCUGCAGCGCUUGAAGCAGCUCAAUUUGGCCCACAACAAGCUGCAGUAUCUGCAGGAGAACACCUUCGACUGCGUGAAGAAUCUGGAGGAAUUGAAUCUGCGUCGCAAUCGUCUGUCCUGGAUCAUUGAGGACCAGAGUGCCGCUGCGCCGUUCAAAGCGCUGCGCAAGCUGCGACGCCUCGAUCUGCAUGGCAAUAAUCUGAAGCAAAUCAGUGGCAAAGCUCUCAGUGGCCUCAACAACCUCGAGCUGCUGAACCUCGGCUCGAAUGCGCUAGCCAGCAUCCAGCCCAAUGCCUUCGAGCACAUGCUCCGACUGCAGAAGCUGAUCUUCAAGUCCCUGAACUUCAUUUGCGACUGCGAACUCAUCUGGUUCCGCCAGUGGCUGCAGAGUCACUUUGCCCUGCAGUCCGCCCAGUUGCUGGGCAACGUGGUCUGUGGCUACCCGGAGCACCUGCUGGAUCGUCAACUGAACACGCUGACCAAUGCGGAGCUGGUGUGUGCUGACUCCCCAAAGCCAAAGCUCGAGCAGGAGCCGGACAAUAUGCUGGCCGUGAAGGGUGCCAACAUCACACUGGAAUGCAUUGCCAGCUCUCCCACAGCCGCCUCACUGGCAGCCGCCGAUGAGCUGAAGAUCAAGUGGCGCCACGACAAUCAGCACAUUCAGGAACGUCCAGCGGCGCUGCACGAUGGAGCCAGCACGGAGACACAAAUCCGACACGACCAGAGCACCAAUCAGACCUCCAUCUAUGGAUAUCUACGGCUGACAAAUGUGACCUACGAGAGCGCUGGACGCUUUCAGUGUGUCGUCUCGAAUGCCUUUGGAACGACCUACGCCCAAAAGUUCAAGAUUUCCAUAGGAAUUCAUCCCAGUUUCCUGCACGUGCCCUCCAACCUGACACUGGAUGCGGGCGAAACGGCCAGACUUGUGUGCUCCGCCAGCGGCGAUCCCAUGCCGGAGAUAGCGCUGCAAAAGUUUGGGGCCAGCGACUUUCCAGCGGCCACAGAGCGGCGCCUGCAGGUGAUACGCGAGGAGAACGCUUUCCUCAUAACCAACGCCAAGCCCAGCGACUCGGGCAUCUACACGUGCACGGCGGAGAGCGCUGCUGGCGAGAUCAAAGUGAACGCCACGCUGAUGGUGAAUGACAAACCACAGCCCAGCAUUCCGCUGGUGCAUCAGGAGGUGGUUGUGGGGCGCACCUGUGUGCUCGAGUGCCUGAGUGAGGCGGCGAAUGCAGACCUGGAGCUGGAGCAUCCCCACCGCGAAUGGUUCAAGGAGAACAAACCGAUCCACAUCUCCCCAACGACGCCGGACGGAGAGCGCUACUACUUUACGAGCAGCAAGGAGCUGCUCGUGAUUCUGAAUGCCCAAUCGAACGAUGCGGGACACUACCGCUGCGAGAUUACGGACAAUUCGCGCACUCUGACGCUGCAGUCGGAGCUGGUGGUGGUCAAGGAGAACCUCAACUGGGAUGUGCUGCUGAUGGGCAUUGUUCUGCUGACUGUGACCUGCGUCCUGGUCGACUGCUGCAUCAUUUGGUGCACCCUGCGCUACCAGAAGCGAAAGUUUCUGCUCAGCCUUGCUGCCGAACGGCUGGCAGCACGCACCCACGCCAGUCAGCACUCCACUCUGGACAAGGAUCAAACCCAUUUGACUACGUUGAAUCGCACCAUGCUGCGGCCCCACCAGUCCCAGCUGGUCCUAGAUGGCAUUCCCUCCCAGCAGCAGCAGCAAACGCAGCUGCGGCCUCGCAGUCUCGCAGAUCUGGGGUGCGGCGAUGGCCAGGGCGGGGCGCACAGUCGUCUAAUUGUGACCACAACGCCUUCGUACGAGCAACGCUGCCUGGAGCAGGGUCUGACGCUCAGCUAUCUGCAGCAAACCGACUUGGACGCGCAGCAGGAUCAUCUGUCCAGCAAGGAUUCGGGCACGGGCUCGGAUGCGGCCGUGAAGCGCAGUCUGGAGGAUUUCGUUGUGGCCAUGAGCAGCAGGCACAAGAACCCGCCGCACACAGACGACGAGGAGGAUGCAGAUGGAGACAACGAUCUGCAAUAUGCUCCCACCCGAGCUCUGGGCAUCUCAGAGUACGACGACAUGGAGCUGUUCGAGCUGAACCAUUCGGCGGCCGAGCAGCAGCAUUUCCUGCAAAACAACAAUCAUAACUACGACGGGGGCGGUGGUGCAAGGGCAGUUGAAGGUGCAAACGGUGCUGUGGCUGGAGCAGCACCCAAAGUGCUGCCACGCAAGUGCAGCGCUGGUGCUGGUGCUGGUGCAGGGGUGAGUGGCAGUGCCGCCAGCAGCUACAAUGCCAUUCAGCAGGCCACCACAGUGGACAUCUAGGAGAAGGCUAAACCAAAUGAAGAAAGCAGGAAAAACUAUACCAAAAAAUACAAGUGGCUGCCCCACCGCAACCCAAGCACCCCUAAGCCCACUUCCCCCUCCCCAAAAUGAACAAAGACUGUUUAAGCCGUAAUUUGUAAUGUGUAAAAUCCCACACUCUCCACUCCCAUGGAGGAGCGAGAGCGAACAAGAGAGAGUGAGAGGAGAGAGGAGGCCUUAUCUAUUGCCUAUGCUAUUGAUUGCUAUGCGCUAAGCUACGCUAUGUACGACAGCUAGAGAAACAUACCAGUGUCUUCGUAAUUUAUGAAAAUGAAUCAUCCAAAUGGAUUUAACUAUACUUAUAACCCCUCCACCCCCCUAAUCGAUAAUCAUCUGUAUAGAGAGACAGCAGCCGUUUCGUAGGACAUACCCAUCGUGUAUUUUAUAAUUUUGUUUCGCUUGUGAUAUUAUUUUUUAUUUUUGAUUGCCCGAGUUUUAAGCGUAACAUAACACACCACCCACACCUAUACCCACACACACAUCCAUUACCCUGACUCUGUAUAUAUCACACACAUAAUACAUAGUUCUAGUAGCUCUAACUCUAAACCACAAUUAGUUCGAUAAGUUCUUUAUGCCCACAAUCCACACUCUGCAUUGAUGGAGUGGCGCUGGAUGGGCGACAGUGCGUGUACCAUUGAAGGAUAUUUUGAUAAUGGAUAAUCAUCUAUCUACUCGUAAUUUUUGUUGCAGAAAAUUGAAAUUUAUUUGCCUUAUGAAUGGAAUGGCCUUGACGAAAUCAUUGAUUUGAAAUUGAAUUAAAAUUGAAGUCAAAUGUUAAUUAAA